AUGUCGCUGCAAUUGUUGAAUCCAAAGGCGGAGUCCUUGCGGAGAGACGCCGCUUUGAAAGUGAACGUGACGUCCGCAGAGGGGUUGCAGUCCGUGCUGGAGACCAACCUGGGCCCUCGGGGCACGUUGAAGAUGCUUGUGGACGGUGCUGGGAACAUCAAGCUUACGAAGGAUGGGAAAGUGCUGCUGACGGAGAUGCAGAUCCAGUCGCCCACGGCGGUGCUGAUUGCGCGGGCCGCCGCGGCGCAGGACGAGAUCACGGGCGAUGGGACGACCACCGUCGUGUGUCUCGUCGGGGAGCUGUUGCGCCAGGCGUACCGGUUUAUACAGGAGGGUGUGCACCCGCGGGUGAUAACCGAUGGGUUUGAGAUCGCACGGAGGGAGACGCUGCGGUUCCUGGACGAGUUCAAAGUGCGUAGGGACAGUCCAGUCGGGGAUAGAGAGUUCCUCUUGCAAGUGGCCAAGUCCUCUCUGGCGACGAAAGUCGGGAACGAGCUUGCCCAGGUGCUCACGCCGAUUGUGACCGAUGCCGUGCUCAGCAUAGCACACGAUGGACAAUUGGACUUGCAUAUGGUCGAGAUCAUGCAGAUGCAGCACUUGUCACCACAGGAUACGACUUUUGUCAGGGGGCUCGUGCUCGACCAUGGUGGUAGACACCCUGAGAUGCCCGAGCGGGUUCAGAACGCACACGUGCUGAUCCUCAACGUCUCCCUCGAGUACGAGAAGACGGAGGUCAACUCUGGGUUCUUCUACAGUUCCGCGGAGCAGCGCGAUAAGCUAGCCGCAAGCGAGCGCAGGUUCGUCGACGAGAAACUCGCCAAGAUCAUCGACUUGAAGAACGAGGUCUGCGGCACGGACGCCAACAGCGGGUUCGUCAUUAUCAACCAGAAGGGGAUUGACCCAAUGUCGCUCGACGUCCUCGCAAAGCACAACAUCCUCGCACUGAGGAGAGCCAAGCGCAGAAACAUGGAAAGAUUGCAACUGGUCACGGGUGGGGAGGCUCAGAACUCCGUUGAUGACUUGUCACCCACUGUGCUCGGGUUCUCAGGACUCGUCUACCAGGAGAACAUCGGGGAGGAAAAGUUCACGUACGUCACUGAGAACAGGGACCCGAAAUCGUGCACGAUCCUCAUCAAGGGGUCCACGCAAUACGCACUGUCGCAGACAAAGGAUGCCGUGAGAGACGGCCUGCGUGCCGUCGCAAACGUCGUCAAGGACCAAACAGUGGUUCCAGGCGCAGGUGCAUUCUUCAUCGCCGCGUCCAACAACCUCAACAGGGCCAACAUGGCCCAAUUGGGCGCCAAAGGGAAGACCAAGACUGGUGUCCAAGCAUUCGCAGAGGCCCUGCUCGUCGUCCCCAAGACGCUCGUCAAGAACUCAGGGUACGACCCACUAGACGUGCUCGCACUGUGCCAGGACGAGCUCGAGGACGCCAAGGACGGUGACCGCAGGUACGUCGGUGUCGACCUCAACAUCGGGGACACGUGCGACCCAACGAUCGAGGGUGUGUGGGACUCCUACAGGGUCAUCAGAAACGCCGUCACGGGCGCAACGGGCAUCGCCAGCAACUUGCUCCUGUGUGACGAGCUGCUGAGGGCCGGUAAAUCUACUUUGAAAGAGGGCCCCCACUAA
Molecule: messenger RNA, 1632 nt
Organism: Huiozyma naganishii CBS 8797
Lineage: Eukaryota; Fungi; Ascomycota; Saccharomycetes; Saccharomycetales; Saccharomycetaceae
Gene: CCT6
Product: chaperonin-containing T-complex subunit CCT6
Exons: 1
Coding region: 1-1632 (543 amino acids)
Biological process (GO): protein folding
Cellular component (GO): chaperonin-containing T-complex
Molecular function (GO): ATP-dependent protein folding chaperone; ATP hydrolysis activity; ATP binding
Source: RefSeq, a predicted model, not a curated record